AUGUGGUUGUUAUUAUUCUUUGUGUACCUUGGCCUCGGCCUCGCUCACGCCCGCGCCACUGUCUACCUCAUCCGACACGGCGAGAAACCGGCCGAUCCGGCAGACCAUGGCCUCACCCUAGACGGCAUGCAGCGCGCGCAGUGUCUGCGUCAUGUCUUUGCCCCCGAGUCCAGCUAUGAGAUUGGACAUAUCAUGGCGCCGAGGGUGAAAUGGAAUGGCGCGCACAGACGUCCCUAUGACACCGUCCUCCCGCUUGCACUCGAUCUCGGUCUUGAUAUCGACACGUCCUGUUCCCGGAACGAUGUCGAGUGUGUCGCGGAGACGGUUCUGUCCUAUGAGGGCCCCGGAAAUAUCUUGAUUUCCUGGCGUCAUAAACGAAUGCGUGAGAUUGAGAUGUUGUUGGGUGUUCUAGAGCCACCGGAGUAUCCGUCAAAUCGAUUCGACCUUAUCUGGACGACUCCUUAUCCCUAUGAAAAUAUCACGGAUAUUCGGAGUGAGGAGUGUCCUGGGUUGGAUUCGGCGGCAGGACUUGUGGAACGGCUGCGAAGCCACGCACAGGCCUUCGACGGCCUGCUGUCUUUGAUCCCCGCCAAAUACUACUACGGCGAGGAAAAUAAUGAUCAAUGGAAGCGCAAGAAGCAGACCAAGGAGCAAGCCCGCGAAGCCAAGCGUGCAAAACUCGACCCCGAGUCCGCCAAAACGGCCAAAGAUGUCAUGGACGAGAACGCACGCAAGCGCAAGCGAGAGGCUGGUGCAAGGGACUCUGAUUCCUCGGACGGAGAGCUUGGCUCGGAAGCGCCCAAGGAAGGAUUGAACCGUGGCAACGCAAAACCCAAGAAGCAGAAGCAGGCGGAAGAUCCUGCGGCGGCGGCUAAGUCAGCGGCAGAUGCACAGGCCAGGAAAAAGGAGAGGGAGGAGAAAAAGGCUCAGAAAAAGGCUACUCAGAAGGAAAAGAAGAAGGCUAAGGAGUCGGCCAAGAAGGAGAAGCAAAAUCAGCAGGCUGAAAAGCCUGCACCCGCUGAACCAGAGGAAGCCUCCGAGGCUGAAGAUGGCGAUGAAGACGGUGAAGAUAUCGCUGCCGAGGAGGGAUUCUCUUUCCAAAUGGACCAGCCCUCAUCUGCCUCCUCUACGCCCAACUCCCCCGAUGCCUCCAACCCCCAAUCCGGCAGCUCGUCCAUCUCAUCCAUUGUUCCCCCCACCAACUCCGAGUCAAAACCUCUCAAACCAACCCCCGAAGAGCUGAAGCAGCGUCUCCAAAAGCGCCUGGACGAACUGCGAGCCAAGAGACACGCUGACGGAUUGAACGGCAAGCCAGCCCGCAACCGCCAAGAGCUCAUCGAGGCUCGGCGACAGAAAGCUGAACAGCGCAAAAUGCACAAGAAGGAGCUGCGGCAAAAGGCCAAGGAGGAGGAACAGCUCAAAAAUGAUGAAGCCAUGGCACGGAGAUUUUCGCCCGGCGGUUCGGGGUCGCUCCUUGCUUCUCCUCGGUCGCCCGCUGAUUCCGUGGGGUCCGCGUCCAACAAUUUCUCCUUUGGGCGCGUUGUUUUCACAGAUGGCCAGCUUGUCGACUCGUCAUUGUCGGGCGUGAGCGACAAGCCCACCCAGCGCGGUGCCAAGGACGCAGCCGGGCAACUCAAGGUCGCCGAAGCGAAGAAGGCCCGUCUGGCCGAGAUGGACCCGGAGAAGCGCGCUGAUAUCGAAGAGAAGGACCGCUGGUUGAACGCCAAGAAGCGUGCACACGGCGAGCGCGUCCGUGACGACACUUCCCUGCUGAAGAAGGCGCUCAAGCGCAAGGAGUCCGCGAAGAAGAAGUCUGAGCGCGAGUGGAGGGAGCGUCUUGACACCGUUGCCCGGGCCAAGGACCAUAAGCAAACCAAGCGUGAAGAGAACCUGCGCAAGCGGCGAGAGGAGAAGGGCAACAAGGGCAGCAAAGGGAAGAAGGCUUCUGGUGGGGGCAAGAAGAAGGCCAGACCUGGGUUUGAGGGCAGUUUCAAGGCCAAGACGGGUGGGAAGAAGAAAUGA
Messenger RNA from Penicillium riverlandense, 2022 nucleotides. RefSeq names its product putative 60S ribosome biogenesis protein Rrp14. The transcript is spliced from 5 exons. Gene Ontology annotation, molecular function: RNA binding; DNA binding. The record is from RefSeq and is a predicted model, not a curated record. Gene Ontology annotation, biological process: ribosomal small subunit biogenesis; ribosomal large subunit biogenesis. NCBI's taxonomy places the organism in Eukaryota, Fungi, Ascomycota, Eurotiomycetes, Eurotiales, Aspergillaceae. Gene Ontology annotation, cellular component: nucleolus. The coding region runs from base 1 to 2022 and encodes 673 amino acids.